AUGGACGAGAGCAAACCCCUGAAGGUCCGGCUGACGUUCUCCGUGAUCCUGGUUGGCGUCUCACUCCUGUUUGCAGCCGUAGUGACUGACCACUGGGCCGUACUGAGCCCCAAAGUGGAGGAAUAUAACGCCACCUGCGAAGCGGCUCAUUUUGGGCUAUGGCGACUCUGUACAAAGCGGAUUUUUAUGCAGGAGCAAAGUCCCAAAGAGAAGGGCUGUGGGCCAAUAAGCCUGCCAGGAGAACACAACUGCUCCUACUUCAAGCACUUCACACCAGGACAGAGCUCAGAGAUAUUUGAAGUAACCACCCAGAAAGAAUACAGCAUUUCAGCUGCAGCCAUUGCCAUCUUCAGCGUUGGCUUUGCAAUCAUCGGAACAAUCUGCGUCCUCUUAUCCUUCAGGAAGAAAAAGGACUACCUGCUGAAGCCAGCAUCCAUGUUCUACACCUUCGCAGGUCUCUGCAUCAUCAUCUCUGUUGAAGUCAUGAGACAAUCCGUGAAGAGGAUGAUCGACAGCAAGGAGACAGUCUGGAUUGAGUACAGCUACUCCUGGUCCUUCGCCUGUGCCUGCGCCUCCUUCGUCCUGCUCUUCAUCUGCGGCAUCACCCUCCUCCUGAUCGCGCUGCCUCGCUUCCCCCAGAACCCCUGGGAGACCUGCAUGGAUGCAGAACCGGAGCACUGAUGUUCCCAGCACCCGUGAAAAAAAAAACCAGAAAAUGUUCUGAAAAGAUUUGUAUUUUUUAAAACGUCUGGGUCUCACUAUAGAACAUGCACUCUGUUAACUAAGUCAUUACUGAACCAAGGCAUGUUCAAUU
Molecule: messenger RNA, 814 nt
Organism: Nipponia nippon (crested ibis)
Lineage: Eukaryota; Metazoa; Chordata; Aves; Pelecaniformes; Threskiornithidae
Gene: CACNG1
Product: calcium voltage-gated channel auxiliary subunit gamma 1
Biological process (GO): regulation of calcium ion transmembrane transport via high voltage-gated calcium channel; calcium ion transmembrane transport
Cellular component (GO): L-type voltage-gated calcium channel complex; membrane
Molecular function (GO): voltage-gated calcium channel activity; calcium channel regulator activity
Source: RefSeq, a predicted model, not a curated record